Molecule: messenger RNA, 2766 nt
Organism: Protopterus annectens (West African lungfish)
Lineage: Eukaryota; Metazoa; Chordata; Ceratodontiformes; Protopteridae
Gene: MAPKAPK2
Product: MAPK activated protein kinase 2
Exons: 10
Coding region: 471-1661 (396 amino acids)
Biological process (GO): vascular endothelial growth factor receptor signaling pathway; response to cytokine; cellular response to vascular endothelial growth factor stimulus
Cellular component (GO): cytoplasm; nucleus
Molecular function (GO): mitogen-activated protein kinase binding; calcium-dependent protein serine/threonine kinase activity; ATP binding
Source: RefSeq, a predicted model, not a curated record
UCACGGAGUGGCGGCUGGAAGUAUUGCUGAGUUUCCUGCAUUGUAGAGUCAGCGCCCCGGUUUUCGGUUCGGGCUUUGUUAUUUCACAAUCAGACGUGUGUAAAACUGGAUUAAGUCGUUAGGCGCACAGAAGAAAACUGUCAAAGUGUCGUUUUUUUUCUGGGCUGAAAUUUCCUUCUCAUGAACUUUGGAACAUCGAUAGUUUACUCCUUCGUGACAGCCUUAUAACUCUAAGACAAGUGACCUGCGACGGAGUUUGAUUUAUGUUGAAAACUUGGGUAACAGUACGGCUGGAUAAUAGGAAGUGGUAUUCCAACUUUAAUAAUAGUUGCCUCGGACGUCAAUCGGUUUUGAUUCUAAACUUUGAUCUUUAGGCUCUAGGUUCGAAACUGUUACACUGGGAGCUGGCUCACCAACACUGGUGUCCGGGGGACGAUUUAGCGGAGUGCCAAGCCUCCCAGAGUAACACCAUGAUAUCCGAUGCUCAGAAUCACAACCAGAAUCCUCCAUCUCAAUUUCCACAGCCGAAUGCAGUGGCCCCUAACCUCCAGAUGCCCCAGCCGCCUCCACCGCCUCCUUCUAGUCAGUUCCCCCAGAAACCAGUUGCCCUACAGAUCAAGAAAAAUGCUAUUACAGACGACUACCGUGUCAUGACUGAAGUGUUGGGCCUGGGUAUUAACGGCAAGGUGCUGAAAAUAGUCAACAAGACCACUGGCGAGGUGUUCGCAUUGAAGAUGUUGCAGGACUGUCAGAAAGCACGACGAGAGGUAGAUCUCCACUGGCGAGCGUCGCAGUGCCCUUACAUUGUACGCAUAGUGGACGUGUACGAGAACCUGUACCAGGGAAGAAAAUGUCUUCUUAUAGUCAUGGAAUGCAUGUACGGUGGGGAACUCUUCAGCAGGAUUCAAGACCGAGGAGACCAAGCAUUCACUGAGCGAGAGGCAUCUAAAAUAAUGAAAAAUAUAGGAGAAGCAAUCCAGUAUUUGCAUUCAAUUAACAUAGCACACAGGGAUGUCAAGCCAGAAAACCUGUUGUAUGUAUCGAAGAGGCCCAAUUCUGUUUUAAAACUCACCGACUUCGGCUUUGCCAAAGAAACUACAGUUUAUAAUUCUUUAGCCACUCCGUGCUAUACACCUUAUUAUGUAGCUCCAGAAGUGCUUGGUCCAGAACGCUAUGACAAGUCAUGCGACAUGUGGUCAUUGGGCGUUAUCAUGUACAUUUUAUUGUGUGGGUAUCCUCCAUUCUAUUCUAAUCAUGGUUUGGCAAUUUCACCUGGAAUGAAGAAGCGAAUUAGGAAUGGCCAGUAUGAGUUUCCUAAUCCUGAGUGGUCAGAAGUAUCGGAAGAAGCAAAAUUACUAAUUCAACGUCUUCUGAAGACUGAACCAACACAGAGGAUGACUAUAACAGAGUUCAUAAAUCACCCAUGGAUCAAUCAUUGUAAGCUGGUACCUCAAACCCCUCUACACACCAGCCGUGUACUUCAAGAGGACAAAGACUUGUGGGAAGAAGUGAAGGAGGAGAUGACAAGUGCUUUAGCCACAAUGCGGGUAGACUAUGAACAAAUCAAAAUCAAGAAGAUCGAAGAUUCCUCUAAUCCUCUGCUGAUGAAAAGACGGAAAAAGGCUGCCACCAAAGAGGCAAUGACAGAAGAAAGCCAGUGACACUCAAAAGCAAAAAAAAAAAAAAAAGAAGGCCAGGAAAAAAGCAAUAAAAUAUAUAUUUUUGGGAAUUGUAGUAUGAAGAAAACUGCAUGGAAUGAAAACAUUUUUUUAUAAUCAAAUAGAUAUUUUUAGCUCUACUGUUUCUGACUAUCAUGCUGGGUUCACCCAUUCAGUCAAGUGACAGAAUAUGCCUUGUACUUAAGUUGGAGACAGUCUGAGUAAAGCAGACCAAUUGUUUCAGGAAUAUCAGGAUAUAAAAUUAUCUGAUACUGUCAAGGUUUUUGUGUCUGCACGUGCACAGUGCUGUGACCUUUUGUAUGCACGCCAAGGUGUACAGAGGGUUUGACAGUGUAAUCAAAGCACCUGGUUCCCACCUUCAAGAAGUGCAGUGAAUGAAAACUUUGUGCUUUGGAAAGAUGUAUCGGAAGAUGAUUUAACCCCAGGGACAGAUCACAGCACUUGUGCCUUAUGGUUUGGGAUGUGCUGAGCUCAGAUUUUUCCAUUGUUAUUCUUGGAAGCAGCUGAGCUCCCGAGUGUUGUAUGAGCCUUGCAGUACUGAGUGUAGAUACGUAUUAAGCCAAAUACUUAUGACCGGUGGUACGCUGCAUUAAAAAUUAGUGUCUUUUUUAUUGUAGGCUUGUUAAAGCUGUUUAAGUUGUGUUACCCUAAUGUAUUGUGACCUAUGCUCAUGAACACUUCAGACUACAUCUGUGGCAACUACUGAGUGAUAUCCUGUAACACAGCUCACACUGAGCUCUUCAAGUAUGCUUGCAGUAUUUCUCCAAUCAUUCAAAAAAAUGCAUUUAUUUUUUUCUGCACUGAUGCAUUAAUUUUACAAGAACUUGUACCUGUUAACAGGCUAGUGUUUCUGCAGUCUUUUUAGCUUGUUUUUAUGUUUUCCCCUGUAGUGGAGUAUCGGACUUUCAUUGUUGAUUGAUCUGAUGUUUACCACUACUUUUUAAUGUCUCUAGACUUUUAGUUGUAAUGUUUUAGAAUAUGAAACAAGAGAUGCACCAGUGCCUGACAUGGUCUGUCUGUAUUCUUUGUUACUGUACUAACUGCUUUGACCUAUAUUUUUUCAACUGGAUUAAAAAAUCAUAAAGGA